CACGCACUGAAACGAUGCAUUCUUGUUCCGCAGUGGCAGGAUAGUUUGAACACAAUUAGUUGUGUUUCUGCAAACGAUCCUAGUAAUGUUUGUUUGGAGACAUAGACUAACUAGAGAUACAAUUCUAUUUGACCCCGCUGCUGCCUUGCAUAGGCUCAUCAUUGGCAUUGCCCUGUUGGCGACGCUCAUUUCGCGUUGUCACUACCCCGUCGAAGCCUUCACACACAACUUCCCUUCGUCUCGAUUCGUGCCGUGUGCUUCACCACACCAUUUUAUCUUCUCCAUGAAUAUGGCCUCUCGUCAAGACGAUGCUGAUAAGGAGCAAAAACCGCAGCAAAGAAGCUCGAAACGGGGAGAACCAACAUCGAGUGCAGCACCGAUGUACAUUACGGUAGGUAAGUUGACCCGCGCUAGAUAAUUACGAUUUCUCGUCCGUGGUAUCAAUUUCGUAAGAAGGCAUUCUCCAUGAUGAUCGAAAGAGUUCCCGAAUGGUCAAGUCCCCACAUUGCGAAAUGCGGUUUUGUGGUUCCGAAAGGAAUCGUAAGUUGGAUCUUGGCUGCUGUAAAUAACUAUACACGUUGUGGACCAUGGUCGUAACGGACCUUAUCACCAACCCAUAUCUGAGAGAAAGAUCUUCAAUUGAAAAGUGUUUGACGUUAGAUACGACUACCGAGAUGGCCACAGAAUGAGUAACUCAUAUUAUUGUUUCUGUAACGUUUCAGGACCCCAGUGCUGCGGAAAAUCUUCCUUUCUAAGGGAUCACGAGGGAGGCAAGAUCAAGGAUAUUUGCUUGGACGAUCAAAGGGAUGUAUAUGUUCCCAUAUCUACUGAACUAUUUUUACGCGCAUACGACGAGAAAGAUAACAGAGGUAGCCUUGAGGAACCAGAAUCAAUCCUUCAUCAAGUGUACCAGGGGAAAACACUAUUGGAAAGGAUUCGGGAGAACAUUGAAUUAAUUCUCAUUCUUCGCCGAUGGAACGGUGAUUCGUCGGCAUCGGACUUCGAUCGUAGGAUCCGGAGCUACUACCAGGAACGAAACCUCAAGACAAGUGUUGCCGAUGCAUUGAUUGCAACAGUAGAAGACUUCUUGUCGACAAACCCAGAGCUUCCGAGAGAAGUCGAUGUGUUUGUCUUGGAAUCACUUUUCAAAUCUCAUCCCGAAACGCGCCAAAGCGCUAUCCAGAAGGCGUACGAAGAACUUCGAAAGACACCCAAACACAUACCAGUUGCAUGGUAAGUAUUCCGAGAGCCAAUAACGAACAAUUGUUCGUUAUGAAGGAUAAGAUUGUCUCAAUUCUUCGCCGACGAUCAUCCAUCGCCAACUGAUCUUUCGUUGCUCGCUCCUCGUCCUCAUAUCGCAGGGGUAAUACCAAUGCAAAACCUAGGGAUUACGAGCAAGCAUUAGAAAUCUGUCACCAAACUAGACGGCCGGUUCGAUUUGUUCUUUGUCAUCCAGAAUGCAGCAAGGGAACAGACGAUGACAGCUCAAAGAAUGAGUCCACUAUGUUGACACUACCUUGGUUGUCUUUGGAAAGUCUUCUGAAGAGAAAUUUGCAUCGAUUAGGAACCGAAGGCAGAUUUAUUCCUUCGAAUUCCAUAGCAGAUUGCCGCGAGCGCGUUGCAACGAUGAUACCAGGUAGCUUCUUCAAACCCGCACGAGAUACUGGUCAAAAGAAAAAAAAUGUAGAAGAGCACCUGGUUUCGAUUGCUUCGCCGGGAUCUGGUCGCAAUGGCAACGGACGAUAUAAACCAUCGUUUCGGUAUGUAUUGACCACGUAUCGUUUGAUUCAAAAAGAAUACCUCCGUAAUGAUAAAGGGCAUUUUUCGUCCGCUCAGAGACAAAAUUACAACGGAGAAAGAAAUCCAAGACCCGCAAAAAAACUUAGAUCACAAAACCAGCGGGGGAGAGGCCCGCAGAGUUUUAGGUAUGAACGGCAGUACAACGCCAGCAACGAUCAUGAUAGACGUAGAUACCACAAUCGAGACAGAGAUAGAAGCAAACAACAUCAAGAUAGAGAUAGAGGUCCUCGGCCUUCCAUGAACGAAAGGCAGUACAACGUUAGCAACGAUUAUGAUAGAAGUAGAUACAACGAACAAGGUAGAGAUAGAAAUAACCGGCAACAGAAGCGCCAGGGUCCCGACAUAGCAGACCCGCCGUAAGAGAUGCAGUGACGACAGACCAAAGCGAUGACUAAGAUUCAUAAUUCUCAGGUUUUGCUAAUUUAAAAUAGACAUGGCACAGGCAC
This is a messenger RNA of Pseudo-nitzschia multistriata, 2246 nucleotides long. Lineage: Eukaryota; Bacillariophyta; Bacillariophyceae; Bacillariales; Bacillariaceae. The record is from the annotation of a GenBank genome assembly.